Boleophthalmus pectinirostris (great blue-spotted mudskipper) is the source of this 1623-nucleotide messenger RNA. RefSeq names its product CDC42 small effector 1 (gene cdc42se1). The transcript is spliced from 5 exons. Gene Ontology annotation, molecular function: small GTPase binding. The record is from RefSeq and is a predicted model, not a curated record. Gene Ontology annotation, biological process: regulation of Rho protein signal transduction. Bases 452 to 751 code for a protein of 99 amino acids. NCBI's taxonomy places the organism in Eukaryota, Metazoa, Chordata, Actinopteri, Gobiiformes, Gobiidae. Gene Ontology annotation, cellular component: plasma membrane.
CAAAAAAGACACGCCUCAAACCGGGACCAAACCGAGACCAAACCAGGUCUAAACCAGGUCUCAGCCAGGUCUAAUCCAACUCUGAACCGGGUCUCAAACAGGACCGAGGCGGGACGGACCGGGCUGAACCAGGACCGGACCAGGACACGCGGUUUUUGAUCUGGAUCCUGGUUCUGGAUUAUUUGGACUCUUCUGGACUUUUCUCCAGGUUUUGGUUUUGGUUCCAGCCUCAUGUGGAUUUAAGUUUUCUCCAUUUUAAAUCUUUUUGGUCGUUUUGUUUUUGUGUUUUGUUUCUGGGAUGUUUCGGAGUUCGCUCUGAGUCCGUGGAGUUUGUUUCCUUUUUGGACUUUUAUUGUUUCUCUUUUUUGUUUAUUUUUUUCUUUUUUUGUUGAUCUUUUGGCGUUUUUUUGCCGUUUCGUCGCUCGUCCCUCGUCUCGGAGUGGGGCUCUUGAUGCCUGAGUACUACAGCUCCCAGGGUGCACCUCUCUCCCCCUCGGCCAAUCAGAGAGCGGCGUCAGAGCGCGCCGACAUGAGCGACUUCUGGCACAAAAUGAGCUGCUGCGUCAUCGCCAAACCUCCCCCCAAGAGGAAGAGGAGGAGGAUCGACCGCAGUAUGAUCGGAGAACCAACAAACUUCAUCCACCUGACGCACAUCGGCUCAGGGGACGCACAAGAAGCAGUACCACCGAUGGGCUCCGUCCAGGACCAGAUCAGAGCCAAAGGACUGAACGGACGCACCGGCCUCUUAUAGCACUGACAGGUUUGAGGAGGCACCUGAACGUUCAGAGGAAACUACAGAACUACAACCUCCACAAACUCCAGCUCCCAUCAUGCAUUUCACCUCUGGACUCUCCAGGCUCAGACUCUUAUUCUGAAAAGUCCUCAUGGGACUUUUAUUCUGAAUUUCAAAUUAAGACGACGUUUGUGAAAUGUUUUAUAUUUUAACACCGUCAAGUUUAUGUGGACCAGACAGGAGCCAAAACCAGGACUAAACCAGGACUGAACCAGGACUGAAUCAGGACUAGACCAGGACUAAACCAGGACUAAACCAGGACUGAACCAGGACUAAACCAGGACUGAACCAGGACUAGACCAGGACCAGGACUAAACCAGGACUAAACCAGGACUAAACCAGGACUGAACCAGGACUAGACCAGGACUAGACCAGGACUAAACCAGGACUAAACCAGGACUAGACCAGGACUGAACCAGGACUGAACCAGGACUAGACCAGGACUAAACCAGGACUAAACCAGGACUAGACCAGGACUGAACCAGGACUAAACCAGGACUAAACCAGGACUGAACCGGGACGGAACCAAGACUGGACCAGGACUGAACCAGGACCAGACAGGAGCCUAAACCAGGACCGGACCAGGACCUUGUGGACCUGAGCUCAGCACUUUGAAGCGUUGCUCCUGUUUGCUCCAAACUGAAUUUUGUCUCUAAACAUUUGAAUCUUUUUUAUAUUUUUCUUAAAUUUUGACUGAAUCUGUCUGAUUCUGAAAAUGUGGAUUUCGUGUUUAGUUUAUUUGAAAUUUUUUGUGGAAUUUUGUGUUUUUACGACAAAAUGAGCUGAAAAUCAAAUGUUUUAAUAUAUUCAAAUAAACUACUACAGCAACA